GAAUUUUGGUUCCAGUCUCUGCUCCUAGACCUGCUUUUAAUUUUUAAGAUCUAGCUUUGUGAGUUUGUCUUACGACGCAAAUUCUCAAGCACGCCACAAGCAGAAGUGAGGAGGCAACAAUGGAGCCAUACCCGAAGACCAGCUCCUCUGAAGAGGAUAUCUUCACGGAUCAUUACCUGAUCCUCAAGACCCUUGGCCAAGGCAGCUUUGCUGAGGUCAAACUGGCCCUCCACCGCCACACAGCGGUGCCGGUUGCUGUCAAGUUCCUGGAGAAGGAUGAGGACAAUGCCUUCGAGGUCAUGUCUGAAGUAGGUAUCGUUAAGGCAUUGGAUCACCCAAACAUUAUCAAACUCUUCCACGUCAUCAAAACUAGAAAACAGAGCUAUUUGGUGAUGGAACAUGCUGAUGGGGGAGAUCUGGCAGACUAUUUGGAGAAGGUGGGCCGUCUACAAGCGGAGGAAGCCCGCCCCAUCUUCACACAGAUGGCAUGUGCAGUUGAAUACUGCCAUGAGAACGGCAUUGUACACAGGGAUAUUAAAGUAGAAAACAUACCUUUGGAUGACAAAGAACACUUCAAACAGUGUGACUUUGGCCUAGCCGUGAAAGUCACGGCUGGCCAGAAAUUUAAAGGCUCCAACAGACCAGCCUGA
Molecule: messenger RNA, 650 nt
Organism: Nannospalax galili (Upper Galilee mountains blind mole rat)
Lineage: Eukaryota; Metazoa; Chordata; Mammalia; Rodentia; Spalacidae
Product: sperm motility kinase-like
Biological process (GO): protein phosphorylation; microtubule cytoskeleton organization; intracellular signal transduction
Cellular component (GO): cytoplasm
Molecular function (GO): ATP binding; tau-protein kinase activity; protein serine/threonine kinase activity
Source: RefSeq, a predicted model, not a curated record